Messenger RNA from Epinephelus fuscoguttatus (brown-marbled grouper), 498 nucleotides. Its product is annotated as alpha-1-antiproteinase-like. Gene Ontology annotation, molecular function: serine-type endopeptidase inhibitor activity. The record is from RefSeq and is a predicted model, not a curated record. Bases 31 to 483 code for a protein of 150 amino acids. NCBI's taxonomy places the organism in Eukaryota, Metazoa, Chordata, Actinopteri, Perciformes, Serranidae. The transcript has a single exon. Gene Ontology annotation, biological process: negative regulation of endopeptidase activity.
AUUUUCCAUUCAUAUGGACAGGCUGUAAAGAUGUGUGGCAUCUUUUGUGCACUCGCAGCACUGCUGCUGGCUGCAGCAUGGGCAGACCACCAACACCACCAUGGCUGUGAUCACAGCCAUGAGGGAGAGCUGAGCUGCCACAAGCUGUCGUCUCCCAAUGCUGACUUUGCCUUUGCCCUCUACAAAAGUCUGAAUGCCCACACUGCUGCUGGAAAGAACAUCUUCUACUCGCCACUGGGCAUCUCCACCGCCCUGUCCAUGAUGUCUACAGGGGCCGGUGGUGAAACCCACAGUCAGCUGUUCUCCAGCUUGGGCUACAGCACCUUAAACCAGACUCAGGUCAAUGAAGCAUACGAGCAUCUUUUCCACAUGUAUGGACACAGCCAGGAGGAUCAGCGGCUGGAUGUUGGUAACGCUGUGGCCCUGCGCUCUGGCUUCACUCCUCUGGAGAAGUUCCUGAACGAUUGUGAUUGCGUUGUGUAGUUUACCAACAGGCAA